Rhinichthys klamathensis goyatoka is the source of this 1427-nucleotide messenger RNA. RefSeq names its product heterogeneous nuclear ribonucleoprotein A0, like (gene hnrnpa0l). Lineage: Eukaryota; Metazoa; Chordata; Actinopteri; Cypriniformes; Leuciscidae. Gene Ontology annotation, molecular function: RNA binding. The record is from RefSeq and is a predicted model, not a curated record. The transcript has a single exon. The coding region runs from base 66 to 971 and encodes 301 amino acids.
AAAAGCAUUGACUUCUUUCUUCCGUUGCAUGUGAUCUCCGUCAGUAGCACGUCCAUUGCAAGAAAAUGACUAACCAGCUUUGUAAACUAUUUGUUGGGGGCCUAAACGUCCAAACAACCGACGAAGGCUUGCGGGCACAUUUUGAACAAUAUGGACAGCUGACCGACUGCGUGGUGGUGAUGAACCAGCCACUGCAACGCUCCCGGUGCUUCGGCUUCGUAACGUACUCGAGCGUUGAGGAAGCAGACGCCGCCAUGGGUGCUAGGCCUCAUGUCGUGGACGGCAACAACGUGGAUCUGAAACGCGCGGUGGCCCGGGAAGACGCUGGUAGACCAGAGGCGCUAGCCAAGGUCAAGAAAAUAUUUGUCGGGGGAUUGAAAGACGACAUCGAGGAUGAACACCUCCAAGAUUAUUUCUCCCAGUUCGGUGCCAUCGAGAAAGCUCAGGUCAUCACCGACAAAGACACUGGGAAAAAGCGAGGCUUCGGCUUUGUUUACUUUGAAGACAACGAUUCUGCCGAUAAAGCCGUCGUGAUGAAGUUCCACAGCAUCAUCGGACACAAGGUGGAGGUGAAGAAGGCGCUCACCAAGCAGGAGAUGCAAGCCACCGGCGGUCGCGGCGGAAGGGGAGGCCGAGGAAUGGGCCGGGGAAGCGGGUAUGGCGGCGGAAGAGGUGGUUACUAUGGCGACUACGGCUAUCAGAACGGCGGAUACGGUACCGAAACCAGCUACGAAAGCCAAAGUGCUUACGGAGGAGGCUACAGUGACCAGAUGAGCAGCGGAUACGGCAACGGGAAUGGCUACAGUGACUUCGGCGAGGGCUAUGGACAGCAGGCUUCUGGUUACGGUGCCAUGAAAGCAGGCUACUUUUCCGGAAGGAGCAGUGGGCCGUACCCACGCGGAGGUGGAGGAGGAGGAGGAGGAGGAGGAGGAGGUGGUGGAUAUGGAAGAGGUGGCUAUGGUGGAUAUUAGAAGCACUAAUGUGACUCUAAGCUGUACGUCUUUUUCCCUUUUUUUAACGUAAACUGUGUGGACACUGGACUUUCAAAACUAUUUGUUUGGUAUUGGGUUUAAAUUAGAGAAUUGCUCUGUGCCAUUACCAGUACCAGCAGACACGCGUUGUUUUCCUUUGUUUAGAUUUAAGUGGUCCUGUUUACCCAAGUCAAGCCUGUAAAACACCAUGUAGGCUUCUGUAUGAUCUGUUCUAGGUUUAUUGCCUGUCCAUCGGUAAAGAUGAAACUCAGGGGUAAUGAAAUUUAAGCAGCUCACUUUCAUUUACAUGACCUCUUUCCUUUUGGUUUUAAGUGUAAUUUAAGUUGUUUUAACGCCAUUACACCGUUCCUGUUGUACAACUUUUUUUUUUUUAAGUAUAUUUAAUUUGAUCCAACAAUGGCCAUAUAAGCCUUUUAACCAUUAAAAAAAUCUUUU